This is a messenger RNA of Papilio polytes (common Mormon), 1744 nucleotides long. RefSeq names its product protein Aatf (gene Aatf). The transcript has 2 exons. NCBI's taxonomy places the organism in Eukaryota, Metazoa, Arthropoda, Insecta, Lepidoptera, Papilionidae. Gene Ontology annotation, biological process: regulation of transcription by RNA polymerase II. The record is from RefSeq and is a predicted model, not a curated record. Gene Ontology annotation, cellular component: nucleus; nucleolus. Bases 102 to 1733 code for a protein of 543 amino acids.
UCUUACUGUGUCUAACGUAUGUCAUUGUCACUUGUCAUUGUCAUUUACACGUUUUGAUUUGUUUUAUAAUUGCUUGGUUAUAAUUAGUUAAUGCCGAUAAAAUGAAGUUAAAGCAAAAGAAAACGACAAAAACUACGUUAUCAGAGAAAAUCGCAGAUGCACUUACUGUAAAACCACGUGCUGAUAUUGAAGACGAUCAUGUUUUCGGCACAAAACCGAAGACACUUUCACGUGCCGAGCUCAGCUCUUCGGAUAGCGAAGAUGAUGCGUUAAUCAGUGAUUUUAGAAAGAGGAACGUUAAUUUGUUAAGUGAAAUCAGUAAGAAAUACGAAGGUAAAGUCGUUUCACGGAAGGAUCUGGAAGAAGAUAGUGAAAUUGAAGGUUCUGAUGAUGUGGGAGAUUCCGCGGAGUCUGACAACAAUGGUGAGAAGCAGGAACCUACCGAUGACAGUGAAUUGGGUGAUGAGAGUGAUGAUUAUAGCAUAACUAAGAUACAAAAGCAAAUAACUGGUACAGAUGAAUCUGAUGUUACUGAAGGUGGUGAUGAUGAAGAUGAUGAAGGUGAUCAUAGUGGUGAUGACGAAAAUGAAGGAUAUGAUAUUAGUGCUUUAGAGGAACCUGUUAAAGAAAAUUUUGAACAUAUGAAAAAAGAAAACAUCUCUGAAGAAGCCAAAAAGGGUGUUUGUGUUAGAAAUGAAUUAUUAAUAUGGGAAGGUCUUUUAGAAAUGAGAAUACACUUACAAAGGUGUAUGAAUAGUGCCAAUAAAAUGCCUUUUAAUGACACUUAUGUUGAAUUAAAAGAAAAUACAGAGUUUAUGGAGGAAAGUAAUAAGACAAUAAAUAAUGUAGCAUUGGUUUUAGACAAAUUAUUAACUAUUCAAAAUAUAUUAUUUAAAAAUUUUCCUGAAACUAAAUCACUUUCAAACAAGAAGACAGGGGUUGAAAUAAAGAAAAAAGAUGAAGAAAGUGAUGAAGAGAUACCAAGCGAUACAGAUAAUGAAGAAAUACCCUCUGAUACUGAUGAAGAACCAGAAAAAAUACCAGAAAAGGAACAAAAGGUAGAUAUAACCAAACCAUCAAAGAAACGGAAACUCGAAGACUAUGAAAAAGAACUUGAUCUCUCUCAUAAAGCUUUCAAAUCCUUCAGAGAUAAUACAAUACAGAAAUGGAACGAGAAAACUCGUAUUACAGCUAACAUAAAAAAUGCACCGACAAACACAAUAUUACAACAAAUAAAUUACAUAUUGUCCGAUAGAAACAAACUAAUUAGACGGACACAAUUAAAACGAUCCGAAUACGAUAUAAUUGGUUACAAACAGAAUGAGAAAAAUAAAGAAACAAACGAAAAUCAUGUUAUAGCAGAUAGAAAAGAAAAUGAUGAAUAUAUACCGGAAAUAUUUGACGACAGUGACUUCUAUCAUCAGUUAUUACGGGAAUUAAUUGAAUGUAAAUCAGCGGAUAUAUCAGAUCCUGUACAACUCAGUCGGCAGUGGAUAGCGUUGCAACAAAUGAGAAGUAAAAUGAAACGAAAAGUCGAUACCAAAGCAACUAAAGGUAGACGAAUCAAAUAUGUAGUACACAACCAGUUAGUUAACUAUAUGGCUCCGGAGAAAUCCGCUUCCUGGACAGAUGAGAGUAAAAAUGAAUUGUAUAGCUCUUUGUUUGGUAAAAUGUUUGAACACAACAAUAUAGGCUUGAAUGUUAACUUAGAAAAUGGUAAAAUAAAAGAGUGAUUUUGUCAAAU